Oppiella nova is the source of this 388-nucleotide messenger RNA. The record is from the annotation of a GenBank genome assembly. NCBI's taxonomy places the organism in Eukaryota, Metazoa, Arthropoda, Arachnida, Sarcoptiformes, Oppiidae.
UGAUCCGGGAUAUUUCAUGGCAAUUAGUCACAUAUUAUUGACAAAUAGCUCGUGCGAUGAAAGUAAUGUCAAAAAUAUCAUGUAUUUCACGACUAAUACAAGUGCUCUAAGUUUGGCUAAUAAUGAGGCCAUUGGCCCCCGAACCACGUUUUGGGUGCUUCUCAUGUCCAGCAUAACCGUCCUAUCAUUAGCUACCAUAGCGUUCAUCGGUGUCUCAAAGAUAAGACGCGCGCAUAGGAUACGGAUGAGUCGACCUCCCGGUGCUCUCGACACUCAAUCCGUGCACAGUAUGACUGAUGAGCAGCUAUUUGGGGACAACUACAUGAUUAUGCCCUCCGGGCGCGCCGUUAUCCGCGAUAUUAGGCAUCUGUUUGAAGCUAUUGUCUAG